UUGCUAUUUUUACAGGAGCGUUUGUGGAAAUCUCAUGUAAUAGCAAAUACUCGUGUAUCCUACAACGAAAAGGAGCUGCUGCAGUUGAUACAUGACCACCUUGUCCGGAAGGGCCUUCACUCAACGGCAGAACAGCUCGUUGCCGAAGCGGAAUUACCUCAGGUUCCAGCAAGAUCUGUAGCAUUUCCCCAACGUUUACAACUUCGAACUUCAACGUCGUCGAACACAAAAAUGACCGCAAUCGGCAAAGAAGAAGUUCGUCCAUACAAAGGGCUAGAUGACAUUGUUACUGAAUACUUCAGGGUGCAACACUCAAAGUGCUCUCACCCAGUCACGACAUGUCCACCAUUUUCGCUUUUUUAUCCUCAUCGCUGUCCUGAACCGCGUAAUGUUGGAUCGGUCCCCAUGAAUAUUGUUACACGUUUUGCCACUAGAGACAUAUUACCGUACAAUACGUGGACAAACGUGCAGUCGAAGAAUGAGAGCUAUGUGUUCAGUCGAUUCCGCCCAUCAAGAACAAUAACGGAGCAUGAAGAAAUGUAUACUAGCUGUGCAUUCUCUAUCGAUGAUGAGCAUUUAAUUGUUGGUACUUUCACCGGUGAAGUGCAUUGGUUGAAUAUUGAAACAGGAGCAGAAGAGUCGCAUACAGUUUGUCACUCAAGUGGGAUUACUUCCAUUGUUCCCAGUAACGACGGCAAUUUUCUGCUCACAUCGUCGGCUUAUAUUACACCUCUAUCUGCGCUUUGGAAACUGGGAGAUCAGCAAGAAUAUGCUUUGGGUAUACCUGAUGAAUACUUUGUACAAUUUUCAAAUCUUUCAAGUGAGAAAAUAAUUGGAACAAGUGAUGUUGUCGGAACGAUGUAUGAUACCGAAACGGGUCGUGUGUUGUGGAAGUUUCGCCGUGAUUCCUGUCCAACCGGGUACAGCCAUAAUCGUGCAUCAUUUUCCCCAUGCGACACGAUGGUCCUGAACGACGGAGUGCUUUACGAUGUUCGUGGUCCGGUUGUUCACACAUUCGACCAGCUUAACACAACAGGUUGCAGUGUGUUUCAUCCACAGGGGAACGAAAUAAUCAUCAAUACCGAAGUGUGGGAUACUCGAACAUACCGCUUACUACAUCUGAUUCCCGCACUGGAGCAAUGUAAACUUGUUUUCAACAGCACAGGAAAAGUUGUUUAUGCCGCUAUGUAUUCCGAUUGUGCUGAUGUAUUCCGGAACACGUAUUGCGCAUCAUUCCGAACUUUUGACACCUUCGACUACUCUGUGAUUGCUACAGUAGAUACAAAACGACCUCUGCUAGAUAUCUCGUGUGAUCACUCCGAUCAUUACGUUGCUGUGGUAGAGCGCAUGAGUGAAGGAGAAGUAGAGUAUAUGCUUAGCAAUGAGAAGACAAUAGUACGAGCUUACGAAGUUGGCAAGCGACGAGAUGCUGAAGAUGAUGACAUUGAUGAGGUUGAAGAUGAAGAGGGAUCGGAUAGUGGUCAUGAUAGCGACUCUUUGGGAGAUGAAAUGGACGACGGAGAAGAGGAUGAAGAUGACAGCGAUGAUGAUGAUGAUGAUGACGAUGAUGAUGAUGAUGAGACGGGCGUAUUCGAAGCGAUUGGAAGGCUCGAAGCCGGUUCGGAGAGCUCAAGCAACAGUGAAAGCGAUGGCAGUGGUUGGGAAACGGCGUCUAAUCCGAAUGACCCAGCUGAGGACGCCGUUGAACAAAGUAAUGGAGAGCAAAACGACGAGGAAAUGAAUUCUCGACAGAGUGAUGAGAGUGGCGCUGCUAACGGAAAUGACUAUCUUCUCCAGUGA
Haemonchus placei is the source of this 1800-nucleotide messenger RNA. The record is from the annotation of a GenBank genome assembly. NCBI's taxonomy places the organism in Eukaryota, Metazoa, Nematoda, Chromadorea, Rhabditida, Trichostrongylidae.